Messenger RNA from Neoarthrinium moseri, 993 nucleotides. RefSeq lists its product as uncharacterized. Gene Ontology annotation, molecular function: CDP-diacylglycerol-inositol 3-phosphatidyltransferase activity. The record is from RefSeq and is a predicted model, not a curated record. Gene Ontology annotation, biological process: phosphatidylinositol biosynthetic process. Gene Ontology annotation, cellular component: Golgi apparatus; membrane. The transcript has 3 exons. Lineage: Eukaryota; Fungi; Ascomycota; Sordariomycetes; Amphisphaeriales; Apiosporaceae. Bases 1 to 993 code for a protein of 330 amino acids.
AUGUCUGUGCGCCAAACCCGACGACAGGCAGCCCUUGCUGCUGCCAACGAGACGCCCACGAAGGCCCCGGCUACGGCGACAGCACCGGCAACAGCUCCAGACAGCCCCGUGAGCGCCAGCGGCAACGGUGCCGUCCCCGAGCUCGAUGCCACUCCCGCAGCUGGGCGCCGCGCCCCCCAGGAGAACAUCUUUCUCUUCUGGCCCAACAUCAUAGGGUACUUCCGAAUCGUCCUCGGCAUUGCCUCUCUCUACUACAUGCCACUACACCCUCGCACAUGUUCGGUCUUGUAUAGCGUGUCAUGCCUGCUCGACGCCCUCGACGGCUAUGCUGCCCGCUAUUUCGAACAGUCGACCAGGUUCGGCGCCGUGCUGGACAUGGUGACUGACCGAUGCACCACCUCGUGUCUGAUCGUGUUCCUGGCCUCGGCCUUCCCGCGAUGGUCCAUUGUCUUCCAGGGCCUAAUUUCGCUCGAUCUGGCCAGCCAUUACAUUCACAUGUACGCAACUUUGGCCAUGGGUGGGUCCAACCAGAGCCACAAGUCCGUCGACAAGUCAAGGAGCUGGCUGUUGAACCUAUACUACACAAACAAGACUGUUCUCUUCGUCGCCUGUGCCGCCAACGAGCUCUUCUUCAUCGGCCUCUACCUGCUCUCCUUCUCCUCGCCCUUACUCUCCCCACAGCUCCUGGAGCAUGUGGGCGAGUCCAAGGCCGCCGCGAUCCAGAAUGGAGCCCAGGUUAACAGCUCGAUGCUCCGCCAGCUGUUCACAAACCCCUACAGCGCCGGGGCCCUCGAGCUGGCCCGCGCAAACAAGAUGGACUCCUUCUGGCCCUGGGUUCUGACCGGCGUCAGCUUUCCCAUCAUGGCCUUCAAGCAGUUCACCAACAUCGUGCAGCUGAUCAAGGCCAGCAAGUGGCUUGCCGAGGGCGAUAUCGCUGCGAGGAAAGCAGCUGGCUUGCCCAGACCGGAAAAAGCCAAGCCGAAGGCGGCGUAG